Molecule: messenger RNA, 791 nt
Organism: Amaranthus tricolor (Joseph's coat)
Lineage: Eukaryota; Viridiplantae; Streptophyta; Magnoliopsida; Caryophyllales; Amaranthaceae
Product: 25.3 kDa vesicle transport protein SEC22-1
Exons: 4
Coding region: 48-689 (213 amino acids)
Biological process (GO): endoplasmic reticulum to Golgi vesicle-mediated transport; retrograde vesicle-mediated transport, Golgi to endoplasmic reticulum; vesicle fusion with Golgi apparatus
Cellular component (GO): SNARE complex; endoplasmic reticulum membrane; Golgi membrane
Molecular function (GO): SNAP receptor activity
Source: RefSeq, a predicted model, not a curated record
UCAAAAUUUGUAAUAAUCUUUGAUCAUAUAGCAUAAUCACUAAAAUUAUGGUUAAGCUAACCAUAAUUGGAAGGAUUAGAGAUGGGUUGCCAUUAGCACAAGGUUUAAGGUAUGCUAAUGAAGAUUACAACAACACACCAUUUUACAAGCAAUAUAUUGAAUUCAUCCUCAAAGAGAUUUCAAGGGGCUCUUUAACACCUAAUCCAAAGAUGACUAUUCGUCUAGAUCAUCAACAUUCAUUCAAUUGUUUGGUUGCUUGUGGUGUUUGCUUCAUCACAUUAUGUGACUCUUCAUAUCCGAGAAUACUUGCUUUCCAUUACCUUGAAGAAUUGAGGCAAGAAUUGGAGAAGUUUUCAAGUGAAGAACUUAUUGAAAAAAUUUCAAGACCAUAUAGUUUUGUCAAGUUUGGCAGUGUUAUUACCAGUAUUAGGAAGCAAUACAUAGACACAAGAACACAAGCUAAUCUCAAGAAGUUAAAUGCUAGUCAUGGGCAUGAGUUGAACAUCUUAAUAGAAAGCAUAUCUACUAUUGUAGAAAACAGGAAACAAAUGGAUUAUAUGGAGAGAGUUGUGAUGGCUCCUCAAGUUGUUUCACCUAUUUGGGGCUCUAAGCGUCUUGAGGUAUACUUAAAUGGAGUAUUAGCAAGCAUUUCUUCAAUACUAAUUUAUCUAUUAUCCACACUAUAUUGAAUGAUUAUUUUCAAUUACACUUGUCGUAAUCAUAUUUAUUUUUCCGACAUAAAUAAUAUUUAUUUUUCCGACAUAAAUAAUAAGGAUAAAUCAUAUUAAAUU